AUGCCAAUUAGCUCUCUUGCAAAGACCAUCGAGGAUUGGUUGGAGAUCGCAGAAAAUCUGGCUAUGGAGAACUCUAACCGGCGAGUAGCGCCAUUGGCGCCCAUGUACAUUCCCACUCAGAUGCGACAAGGAAACGGCACGGAUAAUUCGACUCCUGCUACAAACGGAAGCAAUGAUAUGUCGACCCUAAAGUCACAGGGCAAGCAACGACGCGCCGGUGAAUCUCCCACCCCUUCUCCUUCCAAUGUACACAACUUGACCACUCCUGGCAAGAAACUUUUCGCCGGUAUCAUCACGGGGAACAAGCGAGCCCAUGCCGAUGAGAGAUCUAUAUCUGAAGGUAUGCCAGCGGAUGAGAGUGGUGAAAUUCCUACGAGCCAACCAAGCAAGAAAGCAAAGCAGCUGCGAGAUGGAGAGGAGCUUGUUGUUAUCGGUUGUCACUCCGAAGAACCAUGCAUCGCGGUCUAUGCUAAGUUGAAGGUACCUCGCCCCAACGCUGAGCCGAUGACCUACAUCUAUACACGCAAGAAUCAAAACUUUCCGAAAUCGGACAUGGAUGAGCAACGAUGGAAGGACCUUAUACCCCCAAAUAGGUCAGUAGCUAUUGGUAAGGUCACGUUGAGCAGUGUCCUGUUCCCAAAGUAUAUCGAUGAACUUCGUACCGCAACUAAUAGGCGGAAGCUCGAGAUCAUAAACGAGUUUCUAUUUGCGAAGGAGAGUUUUGAAGAACAUAAGGAUGACGAACAACAUUCCGCUUCUGCAGCUCGGACUAGACGUGUCUAUGAUCCCGAAUAUAUCUUAGUCGGUUCCCAUAGGCAAGAUUCCAGCGCUCCGGUUCAAGCCCACAUUGCUACUCAUCCAGUUGGAUCUACUCCUCAAAUCUCGUUCAUCGUCUCAAAAAACCAUGGGCAGCCCAGCAAGAUGGAUUCCUCGAGACGAUACAUCAAGGACAUAGGAAACGUCCUCUUUUACCCGGAGUUCGUCAAGGAUACCUUCAAUGAGACCAUAAAUGAGAUCCUACCUCGUUUUACGUGGAAAGAUACAGAGCUUAUUGAUAGAUCUGAGAUUGACGCUGAAUCAUACACUGAGGGAGAUGGUCAAGCCUGCGGCAGCGACGACGAGUUGACCGGUACCAUGGUUGCCUCCCGUUCCUAUCCUGGCAAAUCCAGAGAUCCAAUUUCAACUCAAACUUUGGUCGAAUACGAUUCAGAAAGCAGAGCACUGCCUCGUGGGGGACAUGCCGUGGACACACCAUCUAAUAUGGAUCGCAGCGAGAGCUGGGCUGUGGACUUAUAUGACGCAGAUGACUUGCCUGGAUUUCCAACGAACCUCGAAAAGGCAAGAAUCGCAAGCAUGACCGCUGCUGCUCUAUACGAUCAACAGGUGCGAACCUACUGCCGAAGCUUGGAGAGUCAAAAUUCUAAGCUUGCGAGUGAGCGUGGAGCUUUGGACGACCAAAGAAAAGCCUUAGAUCUGCUUAGAAAUGAUCUCCAAACGCGCGAAAAAGUCUUGAAUGAACAACAAGCUGAAUCCAAUGAGCUCGCUGGCGAAAUCAAGAGCUGGGAAGAACAGAAGAAGCGCCAAGAGUCAGAGCUGAAGUUUCAAAAAGAUGAAGUUGGAAAGCAGGUCGAGGAGAAUGAGAGACUUUUGAGGGCGGUGAAGCAGCGCGAGGAGGAUUUCGAGGCGCGAAAAAAUGCUCUUACACAGCGACCGCAAGGCAUCAGAGCAAUGGGCUUAGCGACGGCUCGACCAGCCACUCCCGUCCGUACCCUGGGUGCCAUUCAGCCCGUACCCACUUCACCGGUGCUAUCGAUCAUAAUUCCCAAAGCCUUGGUUCUCGAGACCAAAACUUUCUGGUCAUCCUAUACAAAGAUCCCACCCGGUGAAGACAAUGAAGGAUACUACUGGCGCAUGGCGAAUCCGAAGAAUAUCAAUAUCCGAGGCAAGAAGUACUUGGAGACCCGCUUCUUACUGGAGAUCAGUAGCGAGACCAGUGUCAUCACGAACCCGAAGCUGGCUGUUGAAGGCAAAAUCGUGGGUCAGCCGCUUGCGUUUUCCGAAAAAGAGCUCAUCCAGUACGAACAUAUGGGACGCUCGAAGAUGGUCCAGAAAUAUGGGCCUAAAAGCUUCUACUACUUGGACACGUUGGUUUUGGCCGUUUCGAUUACUCAAGUUCGCCCCACAUUCGUCACCCCCAACGCCACUUAUAAUAAACUCUGCCUUCAACGUCUCCAACCUCCUUCCUGGCCGGUGCCGGCUACACGCCCUGUUUACGGCGGCGUGUCGGACGAUGAUUCCGAUGUCAUAUCUGUCCCUUCGGUAGUCAAGCGUCCCCCUCCCGCCGAAGAAGGCACCGCCUGGAAGAAAUUCAAGGUAGAAGAAAUAGGCACCAUGAGCAAGAUCAGUGUCAAGACGGAAGGGGGAAGCCUGAAGAAGAAAAGUAUUGGGAAACAAUCCAGCAUCAAGGACUUCUUUGCGAAGAAAACUUCACUCGAUCUUGGGCCAUGA
Messenger RNA from Drepanopeziza brunnea f. sp. 'multigermtubi' MB_m1, 2508 nucleotides. NCBI's taxonomy places the organism in Eukaryota, Fungi, Ascomycota, Leotiomycetes, Helotiales, Drepanopezizaceae. The record is from RefSeq and is a predicted model, not a curated record.